AUGGACGGGUUUUCAUCACCGGAUGCCCUCGCUCUCCACCAAAAGUAUGGCAAUGUCGUCCGUAUCGCUCCGGAUGAGAUAAGCGUGGUGGAUUUGGCGGCAUUAAAAUCUCUAUAUGGCCAUGGGCAGAAGGUCGUCAAGAGCAAAUGGUACGAUGCCUGGAUUAUACCCAAAAUGACAGUCAGCUUCUUCGCGGCGCGAGACAUCAAGUUGCACCGGCACCUCCGAUCCCGAGUCUCGGCGGCCUAUAGCAUGACCACCAUCUUGUCAAUGGAGCCUCUGAUCCAGGACGUCGCUCAAAACAUGUGGCAGAAGAUGGGCGAGUUUGCUGACGAGGCAAAACCGGUCCCGAUGCAUGACUGGGCCAACUUCUUCGCCUUUGACGUCUCGAUCCACGACGGGUUCUGGGUCAUGGCGAAUAUGGGCAAUAUGCCGCUUCAAAUGUUCUGGUUCAACAACGCCGUGGCGCAGUGGCUGGUCAAACGGUUUGGAGGCAAGCGACUCUCCGCUUUCAACUUAUUUCUGGACUGGCUCGAUGCCCGAGUGGCAGAGCGAUAUAGGAACGGGCUGGGUGGCAAACGAAGGGAUCUCUUGCAGCAUUUCAUCGAGGCAAAGGAUAUGACGGGGAAUCCCGUCAAGAAGGAGGACGUCAUGAUUGAAGGGGUGAAUAUCCUCGGUGCGGGUGCGGACACCACGACUAUCGGAAUUCUAGCCACUCUGGGCGCACUUCUGCAGCACCCCGAGUCCAUAAGCCGCCUCCAAGCUGAGCUCGACGAGGCCUAUGCGAAGCUUGGCAUCGACGGGAGAAGCGAUGGGUUACCCUACCUCGAGGCGGCUAAGCUUCCCUUCCUUUCGGCAGUGAUCAAAGAAAGCACGCGACUCCACCCUUCCAUUCAGUAUCAGCUCCCACGUGUCGUGCCCAAAGGCGGACUCCUCGUUGGGCCGCAUCAGAUCCCCGAGGGCAUGGUCUGCGGCAUCAGUCCCGCGACAAUGAAUCGGUCGAAAGAUAUCUUUGGACCCGACGCUGACGAGUGGAAGCCUGAGCGCUGGAUUCCCAAGGAUGCGGACGACGAGGAAAGAAUCAAGACGUGGAAUUCACACCUAACCACCUUUGGGAUGGGCAGUAGAGGUUGGAAUGUCGUGGCUAUCCGCAAAUUCACGGAGGAGAGUCUCUAUCUCCUCGUUCUCCGUCCAUCGUGCCCACCACAGCGGCGUCCUUCCGAAAGAAUCCGGCAAGUCGAGAGCACCGUGCUCCUUGUCAAGGAGCUCCUGAACAACAUCUAA
Parascedosporium putredinis is the source of this 1284-nucleotide messenger RNA. The record is from the annotation of a GenBank genome assembly. Lineage: Eukaryota; Fungi; Ascomycota; Sordariomycetes; Microascales; Microascaceae.